This is a messenger RNA of Entelurus aequoreus (snake pipefish), 2889 nucleotides long. RefSeq names its product calcium binding protein 5b (gene cabp5b). Gene Ontology annotation, molecular function: calcium ion binding. The transcript has 8 exons. The record is from RefSeq and is a predicted model, not a curated record. NCBI's taxonomy places the organism in Eukaryota, Metazoa, Chordata, Actinopteri, Syngnathiformes, Syngnathidae. Bases 827 to 1336 code for a protein of 169 amino acids.
GUCUGACCCACGCUGUGUAGUAGCUACGCACAGAGUAAGACACCCGACAGUCGAUGCUCAGACUCUGACCAGACUGCAGAGUGACAGACGGUGGCUGGGUCAACUCUUCACACUCGACACCUGCGGAGGAAAAGUUAUUAGAUAUGGGAUGUAACGGAUCUAUGGUCAUGUGUGCCUCAGUGACACUCACAGGAACCUGCAGCCAGCAACAGCAGCACAACUACACGGAACAUGGCAGAUGCUGUCACGGCCAGGGCUUAUUCCAAUGCGCCCUCAUCUGUGUGCUCUGCUUGUUGCGCCUCCAAGAGCGCACCUCGGGACACGCCCACAACCGCACACUGCACACCGCUGCAGCCGGCAGCUGCAAUCAUUCACCGGCAAUCAGCGCACCUGAAGCUGAUCAUCAGAGGACUGCCUUCAAAAGCCUGCUCAACCUGCUAUCUGGGGCCAGAACGUAAAUCAGCUGUUCGAGAACCUAUCCUCCGUCGCCUUGGAAGUGAGCUGUGCGCCUCACUUCCCUGAACCCCCUCUGGAUUCUGACUGCCACCCUCGAUUCUCGACCCCCGCUCUGGACACGGAUCUGUUGACGCCUCGCUAUACCCUUCAGACUACCUGCCUUGUCCCUCCUCUCGUUCAACAUUACGACCAAAGCUGCAGAGAUAAUCCACCAGAGACUUCAUCCCUCCUCUCUGACAUACACACAUCAGCAAGUGAUCACAUUUGACACUCAACAUACGCACACUCAAUAAAGACAGCAUACAUACAUAUAUACAUACAUACAUAAAAUACAUGCUUUUUUAAUAUAUAUUUCUUUACAAAAGCAGACAUGAGCCAGAAACAAGCCUGCAUCUUCCUCAAAGGGGCGUCGAGGAGACAAAGAACCCUCACCCACGAGGAGGUAGAAGAGUUACGUGAGGCUUUUGUGGAGUUUGAUAAAGACAAAGAUGGCUUCAUAACCUGUAAAGACUUGGGUAACCUGAUGAGGACCAUGGGUUACAUGCCAACCGAAAUGGAACUGAUACAACUCAGCCAGAACAUCAACAUGAACUUGGGAGGACGAGUGGACUUUGAGGACUUUCAGGAACUGAUGACCCCCAAGCUCUUGGCUGAAACGGCAGGCAUGAUUGGUCUAAAAGAACUCAAAGAAGCUUUCAGAGAGUUUGACAUUGACGGCGAUGGCUGCAUCACUUCCGAUGAGCUGAGGCACGCCAUGGUGAAGUUGCUCGGCGCGCAAACCAGCAAGAAGGAAAUUGACGCGGUGGUGAGGGAAGCUGACCGCAAUGGGGAUGGAACUGUCGACUUUGAGGAGUUUGUGAGAAUGAUGUCACAGAAGUGAGGGCAACAAAGGACUAUGCAUGUCUUUGAAUCAACUUGACCCUUGGUUUGCUCUCAGGAGAUCGGUCAUUUUUACUGCAACAAUUAUUUGUGUUACAAAUGUAUGCACAACAUUUAAUGCGGUUAUAUUUCUCAAGAAAGUUUAAUUUGAUGUCACCUAGUUUGCCAUGAAUCCCUUCAGAGUUUUGUUUUUGUAUGACGAUGGGUAACACGGACAAUCGUCUCCUCAGAUAUGUCCUCAGAAAAGUAACUUCACUUCACCAUUUGUCUUUUAACUUUUUCAACUAAAUCUACAAUGCUUUAAGUGGAAAAAAUUCAAUCGCAGUUUAAAACGAUGCAGAAAAUGCAUGGAAUGAGUCAUUUCCCACGUAAAACCCAAUAUCUGCUCACUUGACCGCGGUGCAAUUUACACUCCGCUGUCUGUUUACACGGACACUGUCAAUGCAAAACCUAGUGUGCAGAAGACGCAUACAGUACAUACCCGCUAUGUGCGAAUGUUACCUGACAAAUAAUUGCCACUAUUUUUUAACCUCAUGAUUCCGCGCCGAUUUCCUCCUACCCCUCCAAACCUUCCUGCUAGCUCGACAUUCUCCUCCGAUUUCGGAUCAAUAGUUGCAAUAAAAGUGACUAAUUUUGUUAUUACUGCCCCGAAGGGAAUAAGCGGUAGAAAAUGGAUGGAUGGAUGGAUGGAUUAGAUUCUGCUCCAGAACCCUCCCUACGAAGAAAGCUAGCACACUAAAUACUACAAGCGUAAUCCAGAUUUAAGCCCUAAAUGUGCCUCACACAUUAUCAAUUGCAAAAUGUUUCGGUACUCGCCACUAAUUAUUGAUAAUAAAUGGGGAAUCAGAAUCACUGUUUGUCUUUUAUAUGUAAUUAGGUACCUGUAUUUUUCGCAUUUGAAUUUUGUAAACAUUUUUUUAACAUAAAAUUAUGCUGACAAUUCAGUGAAAAUAAUUGGGUAGCAAAAUGCAUGUGUUUAAAAAUUCCCCGUAAAAAAAUUCAGCCUUUGAAAAGUCAGUGUUUAAAAAUCCAGUGUAAAAAAAAUUCAGUGCAGAAAAAUUUGCUGCGUCACAUUACACCAGUUUUUAAAUCUCUGCAUUGGCUCCCUGUGUGUUUCAGGAUCAAUUUUAAGGUUCUUCUUAUGGUUUAUAAAUGUUUUUUAUGGUAUUGGGCCUUAUCUUUCUGAUUUGCUUUUACCAUAUGAACCUUCCCGGGCCCUGAGAUCCUCUGGCACUCAUCUCCUAAUUAUUCACAAAGUCAGGACACAAAGUCAGGGGAUGGCAUCUUUCCAUUAUUAUGGAAUGAUGCCAUAAUGGAACAGCUUGCCGGAGGACCUCAGGGCUGCGUAGAACGUUCAUAUAGGCUUAAGACCCACCUUUUUGAUUUGGCUUUUACCUGAUAUUAAUUAUUUUAUUGAAGUCAUUUUGUAUUUUACUUUUUAUCCUAUUAUGCAAGAUUUUAUUUUGUUUUAUUUAUGUAUGUAUUUAUUUACUGUGUGUAUAUAUCUAUCUAUAUAUAUAUGUACAGUAAAUGUGUAUGUGUAUGUAUAUGUGU